This is a messenger RNA of Pichia kudriavzevii, 663 nucleotides long. RefSeq lists its product as uncharacterized. The record is from RefSeq and is a predicted model, not a curated record. Lineage: Eukaryota; Fungi; Ascomycota; Pichiomycetes; Pichiales; Pichiaceae. The transcript has a single exon. Bases 1 to 663 code for a protein of 220 amino acids.
AUGUUAUUUAACCUUAAGUCACUCCUUUCUAUUGCAGUUAUUUUACAAGCUAUUAAUGCUGCACCAACUGAAGCCGGAUAUCCUCUACCUGGUUCGGACUCCCCUUCGGGUGCUUCAUGUGUUUACGUGUAUGCAGAUGAGAUAGCAAGUGAUGACUUUCAACCAACCAAGUCAACUUUAACCACCGUAUCUACAUUUUCUGCUGCUCAAGAGACUUACAACACAGGUACCGUUGAGAUUACAACAGGAACGUACAACCCUAUUACCACUUCAGAAGAGCAAAAUACUGUUUCGACAUCAUCAACCGAAACAUCUUCCUCAACUUCACCUGUUUCUACUUCAGUUUUCGGUUCUGAAGUUCAUAAAGGUAUUGCAACCUACUACGGUGUUGGUGUUGGUAACUGUGGCAAACGUUCUACUGACUCGGAAUUUGUUUGCGCAAUCUCUCAAAAAAUGUACAACACUUUAGCAGACAGCUAUUCUAUUUCUCAAUAUUGCGGUCAUAUGAUUAAUGUCACUCACGAUGGCAAAACCAUUCAAGUCAAGGUUGUUGAUUCAUGUCCUGAAUGUGACGAAAACCAUCUUGAUUUGAGUCCUGCGGCUUUUAACUCUCUCGCUGACCCAGUCCUUGGUAUCAUUGAUAUCGAAUGGACAUGGGCAUAA